UCACAUAAAGUAUGGUAAAGUGAAAACGGUAACGGGAGACUGUCGCAGCAUUUAAAUGAACUGAAUGCGCACAUGAGUCAAAGCGGAGUACGGUUUUGGGUAUAAAUAUGCUCCACCAAGAGCAGUUGGACAUCAAACAGUUUCUAGCCUUCCAAAGAAGCAAAUCAAAGAAAUAUAGCCACCAUGUUCAAAUACGCCGUUGUCAUCCUGGCCAUCGUUGCCUGCGUUGCUGCCAAGCCGGGACUCCUGGGUGCUCCUCUGGCCUACACUGCUCCCCUGGCCUACUCUGCUCCCCUGGCCUACUCUGCUCCCCUGGCCUACUCUGCUCCCGCUGCAGUGGUCGCUGCUCCUGCUCCAGUCGUGACCGCCACCAGCAGCCAGGUGAUCGCCAGGAACUACAAUGGAAUCGCCGCUGCUCCAGUGAUUGCUCCCGUGGCUGCUCCAGUGGUCGCCAAGUACGCAGCUGCUCCUCUGGCUUAUUCCUCCCCUUUGGCCUACACUUCUUCGCUGGCCUAUAGUGCGUUUCCGGCUGCCGCUCCAGUUCUGCUGUAAGAAC
Drosophila subpulchrella is the source of this 556-nucleotide messenger RNA. RefSeq names its product cuticle protein 16.5-like. The transcript is spliced from 2 exons. Lineage: Eukaryota; Metazoa; Arthropoda; Insecta; Diptera; Drosophilidae. The record is from RefSeq and is a predicted model, not a curated record. The coding region runs from base 184 to 552 and encodes 122 amino acids.